UACCCUUCGGGGGGCAGGUCGAAGUUCGAGGCUUUCUUUGUUCUGCAGAUUGCUGUAAUUCUGGCAACGAAAAUGAUGGAUCCUGGAGCCGUUGAGCACUCCACGAGGUAAUGUACUCGCCCGUACUUUUACCCAAGGGUUGGAUGUCCGGUCAUGUCUCUGUAUGCUUGAUGCUAAUUUAUCUGAAGGCACUCUUCGUUAUACCAGAUUUCUUUCGAUCGUUCUUGGCCAUAUGAUUGCUACCAAAAGGUUGGCUUGCUGUAUAUUCGUUUUCCCUGGGUGGGUCCGCAGUGCGUGGGCUCAGGCCGGUAAGUGUUUCGUAUAUUUCUCGUCCGAGAUUCAGUCAAUCUUGAUUUCCUUUUCCUCCUGGAUAAGUGACCCAAGUACUCCGGGAGCUUUCCAACAGGAGGCUCGGUUUGACCCAACGAUGCUGGGGUGGGUACAAGGGUACGAUGCCGUUACCCGUACGCCAGUUCCCAGUUUUCUCAUCGUUCAGUUUCUCGCCGACCAUGAAUAUCAGCAAGUGGACCUGACUCGAUACAAAAGCCCAGUCAGGGAAGCCGAGCCUUGUCCAUCCAUAUUGGCCAGGUCGAUUGUGUGGAUGCAUUCCCAAUGCUUCCGUAUCUGAAACCAAUGAGGUUCCGGUGCCCACCAGUGCUCCAGUAUACAAUGGCCUCAUUGGAUUCUACCGGUAGCUGUAUGGUCGCA
This is a messenger RNA of Aplosporella prunicola CBS 121167, 708 nucleotides long. RefSeq lists its product as uncharacterized. The transcript has a single exon. Bases 164 to 628 code for a protein of 154 amino acids. The record is from RefSeq and is a predicted model, not a curated record. Lineage: Eukaryota; Fungi; Ascomycota; Dothideomycetes; Botryosphaeriales; Aplosporellaceae.